Molecule: messenger RNA, 8345 nt
Organism: Peromyscus maniculatus bairdii (prairie deer mouse)
Lineage: Eukaryota; Metazoa; Chordata; Mammalia; Rodentia; Cricetidae
Source: RefSeq, a predicted model, not a curated record
CCGCGGGAGAAUGUGCCGGGGAGGAUAGGGGGCCGAGUGGGGAACUGCUUGGCCUUGGGGCAAGCCAGGGGCCGAAGGGGACCCGUCUCUGGUGGUGGGUGGUCAUGGAAAGGCCCUGAGGCCUUCUCGUGCAGGGUAGGGGGCAGCGGUCAAAGGCAGGAAUUGCGGAUAUGUUGAGGCCUGUGCUGCUCUCUGGAGGAUGCUAAGGAUUGGGUACCGGUGAGGAGGUGGGGGUGGACUCCCACACACAGCCCCUAUCGACAUGGAGGCCGCACAUGGUGGCUGCGGGCAUUGGCCUAGUGGAGAAUGGCUGAACAGACUUUUUCCAGUAUGGGGGAGGGGUUGCACCUCUGGGUCCUGAAGAAGAUUCCAGCUUGGGGAGACCUACCUUUCCAUUUGAGUGGGGGUUUUGUGAGGAUAAAUAGGGGCAGGUAUGUUGCCUAAGGCAGACAGCUGGGGGUGCAGAAGAGUCCUUGCUGGAGGAAGAGAGUUUCUACUGUGACCCUCCUGAAAGCCACAUUUUCUGGCACUACUCCAUGGCCCCCUUCUCCUAAACUCCUUUGCUGGUUCCUCCAGUCUAUAUUUGGGUGAUUAAUUGCAUGUCUUUUAACACACGCACGUAAUCCCACUUGCCUGCUGCCCAAAGCCUAUGGUCCUUUUCAGUCCCCUCCCCCCUCCAGCCCCCUCCCGCCCCCCCUUCCUGGCUCUCUUCCCAGAGGGUUCACCCUGUGCCAGCUGACACCCUCUAGUCAGCCUUGCACUCCCAGGCAGCCAGCCCCCUCCAGUCUCCUUGGCCAGUGGAACAUUUCCUCUUAACCUUCAGCCCCUACAUUUUUCUUUAGCAGAAAUUUUCAAAUGGGACAAAGUUGAAUAGUACCUCUCCUAGGACCACUUGUCUUAUCCCUUCUCCCAUUGGGUCUUGUUAUAGAAACAACAUUCGCAGUGCCUGACACAGUCUGGUCCAUUGCUCCAAAGUGGUCCUGGAUCUGCAUUUAGAAUUCCAUGGGACAAUGAUUUCUAGCCUUCUGUCAAUGGUAGAACCCUUAGAAAAUCUGCUUAAAAGUGUGAGUUCUCUUGCCCAAAGUCUGACCACCAGCACAGCCUCAGAAGGAAGCUCCUGGAUGGGAAAGCUGCCUGAUAGGAGACACAAGGGAACCCCCAAAUUCUAGACAGCCCCAAUGUCUGCAUGUUGAAAGAUGCCAAUUCUGUGACACCCACCCAGACCUGCUGCUCUACCACUAGAAUUUUCACUGAAUCAAAAGUCUGGUUUCUAACACAGUUAUCCAGCCCUUCCAAACACUGUCUGGGUUCUUUGGAUGCCCUGGGACAGCUGUAUAGCCUUUCACCAUAUUCCCAGUUUGGAAUCUUUUAUAUCCAGAGAGUGUAACCUCAGUGAUUCUAUACUUACAAUUUAUUUUGAUUUUUAGAAAGAUGUCAGUGCAUAUUCUUGGAGAAAUGGAAACAUAAACCUUUCCUCAAUUAAAAACAACAAACACUACAAAAUCCCCUUCUGGUCUACCUUCUGGCUUUUUAUAGAAUGGAAUAAAGAGGAAAACCUAAACAGAGAGACAGGUGCCCAGGCAAAGUGAGAGAGAAAACAGAUUCUUUCCCACCCACACAUACAGAAAAAGAUAACACAGACACAAAUAUCCCAAGAGAAACAGACUUACCUGGUAAGGCAGUCAUCGCUUUUGACCUUUUAGGAUUCUGUACUUUUGAGGAGCAGCCAGAUUUCACAGUACAAGAUGGGCUUAUGAGCCUCUUGCCCAUCUCCUAGCCUGCCAGAUUCAUUUAAGAACAUAAAGGCCAGGAGCACCUGUAACCCCAGGGCCCACUCAGUUGUGCUUGCACCGUUGACUCAUUGAGGUACAUCCAGGCCUUGGCAGUGCCAGUUCAGUUAUACAGCUUGUCCUGCCCUUGAGCACUCAUUACCAAAAGGACAGGUUCCUGGAAGGUACACACAUGAGCCUGCUUCUGUUCACCUGAGUUAUUUCAAUCCAACAGGAGAGACCUUCCUUAUUGGACUAAUCUCUUGGAACUGUUCUAAAACAAGAUGAGUCAUCCCUGUGUGUCUCUUUUGGCUCCACCUGCUCCCCAAGGUCUUGCCCUUCCCCAAGAUGGAGCUCCAGGAAACCAGGUCCUGGCAGUCCCUCUUGAGAUGCCGGAGGCCCAGGAUUUGGUGUCCUUUGAUAUUGUACCGUGGCGCCUCACAGAACAGGAGUGGCUGAGUCUGAGUCUGAGCCCGGAGCAGCAGGCACUGGCAUAUUCCAGGGCUGUGACCUCCAUUGGAGUUCCUGUUGUGAGUCCUGCUUUGGUAUCUCACCUGUCACAAGGACAAGUUCUGUUGGUAUCAGAUCCAUCCCUCAGCACAGAUCACACUAAGCACGCUGAAAGCACCUCUGUGACCUCCCACCAGAAGAUGGGUGAAGAAGCCCAGCUGCAAGAGAUGGCGUCCACGAGCUCCCCGAGGGCCAAUGACCCCAGCGCUGAGGUCAAACAGAAUGGGGACUCUGGGGGGAGGGGGGGGAGCCCACAAAAUCUGCCCAUAGAACACCAUUUUGCAUGUAAAGAGUGUGGGGACACCUUCCGCCUUAAAGUGCUCCUUGUUCAGCACCAGAGGGUUCACAGUGAGGAGAAGGGCUGGGAGUGUGGCAAUUGCGGGAAGGUCUUCAGGGAGGUAUCAGAAUUUAAUGAGCACAGGAAGAGCCAUGAAGCUCUGGCUGCUCAGCCCCAGCCUGGCCCCAGUCAGGCUCUGGAAGAUGCCUUGGAAAAGAGGGAGCAAAUGGAGAGGGAGGCGAAGCCCUUUGAGUGUGAGGAGUGCGGGAAAAGGUUUAAGAAGAAUGCAGGUCUUAGUCAGCACCUGAGGGUGCACAGCAGAGAGAAGCCCUUUGAUUGUGAGGAGUGUGGGCAGUCUUUCAAAGCCAACACCCACCUCUUUCGACAUCAGAAGCUUCACACUUCGGAAAAGCCCUUUGCGUGCAAGGCGUGCAGCAGGGAUUUCCUGGACCGCCAGGAACUUCUCAAGCACCAGCGGAUGCACACGGGCCACCUGCCCUUCGACUGCGACGACUGCGGCAAGUCCUUCCGUGGUGUCAACGGCCUGGCAGAGCACCAGCGUAUCCACAGCGGCGCCAAACCCUACGGCUGUCCUCACUGCGGCAAGCUGUUCCGGAGGAGCUCAGAGCUUACCAAGCACCGGAGGAUCCACACGGGUGAGAAACCCUAUGAGUGCAGCCAGUGCGGCAAGGCCUUCCGCCAGAGCUCCAGCCUGCUGGAGCACGAGCGCAUCCACAGUGGUGAGCGGCCUUACGCAUGUGGUGAGUGCAGCAAGGCAUUCAGGGGGCCUUCUGACCUCAUCAAGCACCGGCGCAUCCACAGUGGACUGAAACCCUAUGAGUGCGACAAGUGUGGCAAGGCCUUCCGGAGGAGCUCAGGCCUGAGCCGCCACAAGCGGAUCCACAGUGGAGCCAGGCGCUGUGAGUGCAGUGAGUGUGGUCGUGUGUUCAAGAGGCACUCAGCACUGCAGAAGCACCAGCCCUCCCAUCAGGAGUAGACAUUGCCUUGGGACCUAUAGCAGGGGUCCACAGAGGCUAUGGCCCAGUCAAAGGAGAUAAACAGUUUUGUAGUGCUUAUCUAUUUUAUUGUGUGAGAGGUUGGAAUGAUUUGUACUGCCACCAGCAAUUUAUAAAUGUUCAUGUUUCCCACUACAACUAUUGAGGGUAACUUUUACCAUUUUAACAUAGCUUGGCUACUUUUCCUGGCAGAUAGUACUGUCAAGGUAUUUUAAUCUUCACAUCUACAAUGAGAAGAAAAAUCUGCAUAUGGAGGUCUAGUAGGGAGAUGAGAAGUCCUUUUCAAGCUCUAUCCCUGAGGACUGUUCAAAUGGCAUCAAUAUGAUGAUGCACCUUUCUUGAAAGGAAAAUUGCCCCAAGAUUUUUGGCCUACUUGAAUUUAUAAAAGUUUAGGGAUGUAAAUAGAUCAAAUGCCAUAAUAUUUAAUUUAUUAGUUUAUAAGAUACAUAUUGUAAAUCACACUAUAUGGAAUAAUAUAUUAAUUUAGAGAAUACUCUUUCUCACCAUACUCCAUUUGUUUCUAAUUCUUGAUGUGCAUUUUUGACCUCACCAACAUGGGAACCUGUUUGAGUCAUCAGUCCCCUCUGUUUUGAGCUAUGGUAGCACUGUGACAAUCCCUGCAUGAGGCUCUCAACGGAAGUUUCCUCUCAAGCCAUAAAAACAUAUUCAUAUAACAUUAGAACUAUUACUUUGUAUUUUAAAAUUAGUACUGUACCUACAACAUAACCACUUAAAGUGGUGCUUUCCCAAAUGGCCUUUAAAAAGGCCUUUUUUUGCAUUUCAUACAUUACUCUUGGGUCACACUCCUAGUAAAACUUAUUGAGCUGGAGAUAAACCUUUUUUUUGUCUCUCAUUUUGCUAAGCCGAUUUAAUCCAAUGUCCCCUAUGAACACCAUAAACAUCAGUUGGGGUUUGUCCUCACAUGGUAUCAUCUUGUUCAAAAUAAAGUGAGAUAGCACCCCCAAAUGAGAAGUACAUCAUCAGGACUUAAGGUGAAGUGACUCCUCCUUCUUGGAAGAUCCUCACCUGAUAUUAGACAUAAAUAGUACUUCUCCAACCCUCCAUUUGCAGCUGUGAAGUGGGGAGUAGUCGUAGUCCCUACCUCCUAAGGUUCUCCAGGAGUGUGCCUUGCCUGCAAGAAUGUUGCCUGGCAAGGAGGUAUACUCAGUGAAGGUCACUUGCUGACAUACCACAACUCAUUAGUACCAGAAACAAGGAUGGACCCUCGGGCCUCCUGACUAUUAGUCUCAUCUUUCAUGCUAUGACUUCAGUACUAUUUCUGUUUUCUUGCAUGCAAAUUAUCCGUUCAUCUCCUUUGACUAGAUAUCAAGUUACCUUUGGAUAUAUUGACUUUAUAUAGUAGUUCUUUCUAUAUCAAUUGUGAUGUUAUUUUCCAAUUUUUAUUGCUUUGCUUUUUUUAGUACUUUUAUUACAUUUUUGUUGUGCAGGCUUUGGUUUUUGUUGUUUGUUUUGUUUUUUUUUUUUUACAUAUCCUUGAAUUCUUUCUUGUCUGUUAACUUGUGACUUUCAUUGCUUCAGUACUUAGAUAUGAUGACAUUUUCUUUGAGAACUUACUUAUAAAAGAAAAGCUAAAUCCCUUGUCCACUAAGAAAGUGAACAUACAAGGUGGGCAGGCUGAAUGGGAAUGGACCAGAGAAGCAGGCCCAUGCCUCAUCCAAGAUGCAGACUCUAUAUAUGUCUGUGGACCGCACUUGACUAUACAACCUGGCCACUGAGGCACACUAGAGACAUGUCCACCACACAUUGCUCAGAACACUCUGUGACUGCUCAUCAUUAUAGCCCCAGCCAUAGGGCUCAGCUUCACCUAGACCAAUAGAAUGGUCCAAAUAUGAUCUGGCAGCAGCCAGCCAUCCUUCAAGCUAUCAGGAGCCUUGACAUUUUGGAUUCAGUGAUUGAGCAGCAGCUCCACCUAAGAAACAUCUCAGACACAGAAGACUCACCUGACUGGUGUGCUAUAUGACCUCUAUCCUCCUCCCAUCAAGUGACUCUGGAAUGAGAGAGAUCAGUUUUGUAGUUUCUGUAAGUAGGAUGAGAAAUUUACCCAUGUGUUCUGGCAUCACUUCCUGCAGCCACAUUUAAGGGACGACAACAUAGGCCUGGAGAGAAAUGGAGCUGUGUUCCUCCUGUAGCCUGCAUGCCAUGCCACAGAAGUUGCACCUGGUUGCACCAGGUCUGGUCCAGGACUUGGAAUAGCCAUGCCCAAGAGGGGCAAUAAAACAAGAUUAGAGGGCAAGAAGCCCUUCUGACAGUCCAUGGAGCACAGAAAUCAAAACUGGCCACCCUGCAGUUGGGCCUUGCUUCAGGCAGCCCCCUUUAGGGGAAACAGCAGGUGGGGAAGAUAGCAACACCAAGGCUGUGGCCUGGGUUUCCAGUUGUGCCUUAAGGGGUGUUGGAAGGCCAGAAAAUGUGCCCUUAUGGCAGCCUAGUAAGGGAGGUUGGGCUCUCCAGGGGCAUAGCCUGGAAGGGCUCCCAGCCCAUCCUGGGAACCAAGGUCUGACUGAUAAGGACCUCCAUGAUCUUGGCCAGAAGGGCCUCUCUAAUGCCUGCAGGCCACCAUAGUGGCUCUGUGGGCCUUCUCCAGGUUGAGAGAAGCCAACAGCAGUUGCUGCACAGCAGCUCCUAUUGCUCUGUGGUCUCAAUUCUGGUGGAUUCUUGUGAAUUGGUCUGGACCCACUUCUUUCUCAGAUUACUCUUCUCAUUGUGAGCUGUUAGGACAUGUUUUGUACAACUAUUGGGUAAGGAAUGUUAACAUCAAAAGGAACAAAUCUGGUACCUUUGCCUUGAAGGAUAUGCCAUUUCUUGCUCAUUUGCUCAUCAUUUGUCAAGGUUGACAAAAGGUAUUAUUGAAGUCUAGAGUAGCACUAACUCGGAAGCCAGCAGUGUGAUCACUGUCCAGGGCACGCCCUAGGACAUGACAUCUCUUCACAUCCCUUCCUGCCCUCUUUGACUCUUUUCUAGUUUGGAUUCUGUAAUUUUUUUCUUGAACAAAUCCUUGUUUUAGAGUUAACACUAUAAACCAGUGUUCUUUCCAUGACUAUUAUUGGAUCAGCUUUUAAAUGGUGUUGGUGAUGAAAUCCCUACUCUUUUCUCUGAGUGCAAUCAGUGUGUGGCUUUAACAUGUGGCUCAUAGUUGCAUCCUUUGCCUUGGGUAAUGUGGGGGUGGUUUUCCUUGGACCCUCUAGGUGUACUGCUAUGUCCCAUGCAAAUGUGAGCAAGCUUCUUGAAGUGUGUGCUUGUCUAUGCAUCCAUGUAUCUACCUCAUUGCACUUUUCUUUCUAACCACAUAUAUUCUUGAAAGGGAAUGGAGAGCGGCAAGAUUCCAUAGAAUUCUGGCUCCCUGUAGAGAUCCAUUCCUUUACAAUAUUAAGAAAGAAACCCUGUGUGGCUUUUAUUAGAGUUUGUAAUACUUGCUGAAAUUUUUUAAAAAGCAAAUGUUUACCAUUUUGCUGCUUAUUAUGAUUAACUAUAUCAAUUAAUUGUAUUAUAUCAAUUAGUUGUAUAAUACCCACUCUUGAAUUUACAGAAUAAUCCCCACCAGAUCACAGUGUGAGCAUCUUUCUCCCAUGAUACUGCAGUCUGUGUGCUUGAUUUUUGUGCUUGAAAUGGCAUGACACCUGACCUGCCUGCAGUCCUGGGCUGUGGCCCUGUUGUGUGCUACAUGACUGACCACCCCACUUUUGGGCCACAUUAAUUAAGCCAAUCCCAGACACCUGACCCAAAGGCAGCAACCAUCAGUCAGACCUGAUUGGAGAAGAUGGACUUGGCCUUUUAGGCAUGUGAAAUGCAACAGAGGAAGCUGAAGCCUCAAGGUAUUUCAAGGAGUUGCCCCUGUGAGUAGAACCAUAGUGGAGAUCUACAUGUUCCUGCUAUCCUGCCCAGAGCUACUUGGGUCUCACUCUGAGGGAGGCCUGGAUAUAUGUUCCUGGAUUACUGGUAGCUGCCUGCAUCAGUCUAUGUGUGCAUAUACUUCCUCCCAUUUGCCUUGAGCCAGCUUGAGUGGGUCUGUGCUUUAUGAAAUUUGCCAAGAGCCAAUUGCAUUUAACAAUUGGGUGGCUUCCUGAGAAGGCUUGUAUUGCUGGCUUUCCUCACAUUCUACUCACCCAGCAUUUCUGGCCUCAAUCCCAGUUUGAUUGACAUGAACACCUGUUUAAAUGUGUUACGGUAUUCUGUUCACUAAGAUGGGUGGAACUCUAUGCCUUUUAGUCUCUGGGUUUAACCCAUGAUCUUCUGUAUGAGUGUAGUUCCUUUUCCGAACAGCAUUUGGCUUAUAAGAUGAGUUCAUUGUAGCCUGUUCUACUAUUUUGGAAGUGUUUUACUGUUCCCAGCAAACCUGCUAGAUUAGGGGAUUGAUAACACCUCUAUUCCUAGUGUGCUUACAUUCUGUAGUUUGCAUUAUGUUGGUUUGGGUACUUACUUUCAAAAAUAAAAAUGGUAUCUUUCAACUUGAUCCUCAAUGCUACUUGCAUAUCUUUGAGAAUAGUAGUUGUGUUCUAACAGGUUUGUAUUCAGUUUUGGGCAUUCUUGUUCUUCCCCAGUCUGAUUAUCUUGCCUGUUUUAUGGCACUCACUAUAAUCAGCCUUGUACUAGAGCUGUUUGUGGACUUUGCUUCUCCUCUCCUUUUCUCAGCCUUCCCCAAACUAUUAGAUUGUGAGCUCUAAGAAGACAGGGGUGGCCCUUCAUGUCUAAUCUCCUACCAAAUCUAGCACAGUGCCUUGCAUCUAGUAGAUUUCAAUAAAUAUAUGUUAAAUGGCA